Molecule: messenger RNA, 1842 nt
Organism: Otolemur garnettii (small-eared galago)
Lineage: Eukaryota; Metazoa; Chordata; Mammalia; Primates; Galagidae
Gene: UBQLNL
Product: ubiquilin like
Exons: 1
Coding region: 1-1842 (613 amino acids)
Biological process (GO): ubiquitin-dependent protein catabolic process
Cellular component (GO): cytosol
Molecular function (GO): polyubiquitin modification-dependent protein binding
Source: RefSeq, a predicted model, not a curated record
AUGCCACACGCAGUCUCUCGGAUGCCCAGGAUGCCCCAGAGUAGGCAUCCUUCAGGUCUGCCUGAAGACAGGAUUACCUCUUUGACUGUCACUCGAGUGACAGUGAAGACACCAGGCAGACAGAAGGACUUUAUGAUAGCUGAUGACACCUCAGUGAGGCAGUUCAAGGAGAAGCUAUCGGCUCACUUCCAAUGCCAAACGGACCAACUAGUACUGGUCUUCAUGGGCCGCCUUCUCAGAGACCAGGACACGCUGAGCCAGAGGGGCAUCACGGAUGGCCACACCAUUCACCUGGUCAUCAAGUCCAAGAAUGGCCCCAGAUCCCUAGCCCGUUCCUCCUGGAGCCUGCCAACCAAUGAGCCCUGCCACCGGGACGGAAACAUCAAAGGAAACAGCAGUGGGGUACACAAACCUGAAGGUGUGAAUCAAGCCCCAGUGGAAUCAGCUCACUUUGUGAGGUCUCAUAUGCCCAAGGUACAUACCCAGAACCAAGAAGUGGGCAGUCCAGAGCACAUAGCACAAAUUUUGGAGGAUCCUAGCAUCCAGCGGUUUCUGUCCAACACAGAGUUCAUGCGGCAGUUCAUCUCAGAACACCUAGACAUUCAACAAUUGAGACGGCAGAACCCAGAGAUGUCCCACCUCCUUGACAAUUCUGAGAUUCUAUGGCAGACCCUAGAGCUGGCCAGGAGCCUUGCCAUGAUCCAAGAGAUAAUGCAGACCCAACAGCCUCCACAGAACCUUGAGCAUCCACUGAAUCCACAGCCAUACCUGGGCUUAGAGACAAUGCCAGGUAGGAACAGUACCCUGGGUCAGAGCUCUGCUGGUUUCAAUGAGCAAAUGCUCAACAGCAUGCAAGAUCCUUUUGAGGGCAACCCUUUCAUAGCUCUCCUAGUAGGGAAAGUGCUGGAAGAAUUCAAGGCCUCAUCCCCAACUCCAUCGCCAUCCCAGGAACGGCGGGACCAGCUCCCACAGCUCCCUACAACCCGAGUCAUCCAUGCUAAUUCUCGUGAUUUCUCGUCAAUCCCUUCAGUCAAUGGCACCUCCAAUGGGAUCAAUCAUGUUUUCAGGGGCAAUACUGCGACGAUUUCCACCAAGGAACAGAACAAUAUCCAUUCCCUUCAUCAGCCAGUGGGGAUACCAGCCUUACCUAGCAUAGAGCUUCUUCAGAAGCCCCAGGAUGAAGACAAGGGUGCCACUAUCUCUUUAAGUAGCUCCGAACAAAGAUCAGAGGAUGAUCAGCUGUCGGAUGAGCAGACCAGCUCCCAGAUCACAGGAGGCAUGAUGCAGUUGCUUAUGAACAACCCCUACCUGGCAGCUCAGAUGAUGUUGUUCAUGAGUAUGCCCCAGGUGAGUGAACAGUGGUGGCAGGAGCUGCCCACAUCCCUGCAGCAGGUACAGCUUUCUGACUUGCUUGUAGCCCUAGAAAACCCUAAAGCAUCACAAGCAAUAUUGCAGAUAGAGCAGGGUCUCCAGCUGUUGGCCACAGAGGCUCCUGUUCUUCUGUCCUGGGUUGCACCUUACCUGUGGGGCCUAGGUUGGCUUCCUGCUCCGAGCUGCAGCUACCCUGACCCAGCACAGUGGCCCUGGAAUUCUCCAGAAGUAACUGAAUCCAAAGGUCCUGAGUGCUGCCACAAAUCUGGAGCAGUCCUACAGAGGCUACAGUGUGUAAGCGGGAACACCUCCCACACUCUACAAGACCCUGAGAUUCGUUUUAGCAAGCAGAUGGAAUCUCUUCAGGCCAUGGGAUUCCAGAACCACCAUGCCAAUCUACAGGCACUUAUUGCUACAGAGGGGGACACCAGUGCAGCUAUCCGCAAGCUCAAGAGAUCCCAGGGAUUCUAA